Molecule: messenger RNA, 6831 nt
Organism: Ylistrum balloti
Lineage: Eukaryota; Metazoa; Mollusca; Bivalvia; Pectinida; Pectinidae
Product: kinesin-II 95 kDa subunit-like
Exons: 24
Coding region: 110-2368 (752 amino acids)
Biological process (GO): microtubule-based movement
Molecular function (GO): microtubule motor activity; ATP binding; microtubule binding
Source: RefSeq, a predicted model, not a curated record
UGUCUCGGCGAUCAGUUGCAGAAAUUUGAAAACAAUAUCUGCUCUUAAUAGCUAGUUUUGAGUCAUCAGUUAAUCUUGAGAAGAAAAAGUGGUACACUCUGAAUGAAAAAUGUCUAAGAAAGGUUCUUCUAAGAAGUCGGAGUCCGUGAGAGUUGUGGUAAGAUGCCGUCCCAUGGAUCAAAAAGAAAUCAAGGAUGGACAUGAAAGGAUUGUGGAAAUGGAAGUAAACAGAGGAGUGAUAAUGAUUAAGAAUCCCAAAGGACUAUCGACAGAGCCACCAAAAGACUUCACAUUUGAUGCUGUGUAUGACUGGGACUCCAAGCAGACAGAAUUAUACGAAGAGACAUUUCGUGAUUUGGUUCAAUCAGUCAUAGAAGGUUUUAAUGGAACUAUAUUUGCCUAUGGACAAACUGGAACUGGUAAAACUUACACCAUGCAAGGUGUGAAAAAUGAUCCAGAGACAAGAGGAGUGAUCCCAAACUCUUUUGAACAUAUUUUCCAACAUAUUUCCAGAUCCGAAAAUCAGCAGUACCUUAUAAGAGCUUCAUAUCUUGAAAUUUAUCAGGAAGACAUACGGGAUUUAUUGUCCAAGGAUCACACAAGGAAAUUGGAAUUAAAGGAACGACCAGACACAGGAGUGUAUGUUAAGGAUUUAUCAUCAUUUGUAACCAACAGCGUGAAAGAGAUAGAACAAGUAAUGCACAAAGGAAACUCUAAUCGAGCUGUAGGAGCAACCAACAUGAACGAACAUAGUUCCAGGUCACAUGCAAUCUUCAUCAUCACCAUAGAAUGCAGUGAGAUUGGUGCUGAUGGAGAAAACCAUAUCCGAGUGGGUCGACUCAACCUUGUAGACUUAGCUGGAAGUGAACGACAGUCUAAGACUGGAGCAACUGGAGACCGUUUGCGGGAAGCGACAAAGAUCAACUUGUCUUUAUCAGCUUUGUGUAAUGUUAUUGCGGCUUUGGUGAAUGACAAAAGCACCCACAUUCCAUAUCGUGACGCAAAACUGACAAGAUUGUUACAAGAUUCUCUUGGGGGGAAUGCCAAAACUGUGAUGGUUGCAAAUAUUGGUCCGGCAAGCUACAACUACGACGAAUCUCUUAGCACACUUAGAUAUGCAAAUAGUGCAAAGAACAUCAAGAACAAACCCAAGAUCAACGAAGAUCCUAAAGAUGCUCUGCUGAGAGAAUUCCAGGAAGAAAUUGCCAGACUUAAGGCUGAUUUAAACCAAAAAGGGGGUCCGAAGAAACGCAGGAAAGGCAAGAGAAGUAGACGUAAUGCUGAUGGGGAAGUCAUCAGUGGUUCUGAUGAGGAGAGUGAUGAUAAUGAAGAAGGCUACGAAGGAAACAAUUCUGAGGAUGAGGCAGAAUACAGACGGGAACAAGAGGCGAAGUUAGAGGAACAGAAAAACGCUAUCCUUAGCAACCAAACAAUGAUACAGGAGGAAAAAGAUCGAAUACUACAGGAAAUAUCGGACAGGGAAGAAAAACUGAAGAAAGAGCAAGAAGCCAGGGAUGGAUUGGCAGCCAAGAUAAAGGCCAUGGAAAGCAAACUGCUGAUGGGCGGUAAGAAUAUUGUGGAUCAUACUAAUGAGCAACAACGUGCCCUGGAGCAGAGGAGGAAAGAAAUAGCUGAUCAGAAGAAACGAGAACGAGAAAUCCAACAGAAGCUGGAGGAGAAGGAAGAAUCUGCAGUAGAAAUGCAGGAUACCUAUAAUUCCAUGCAGCAAGAAGUAGAAAUAAAAACAAAGAAACUCAAAAAGCUUUUCGCAAAAUUGCAAUCAACGAAAGCUGAGAUCAUGGACUUACAAGAGGAGCACUCCAAGGAGCGUCAAGAACUGGAGCAGACACAGAUGGAACUCACCAGGGAUCUGAAGCUCAAGAUGCUGAUCAUAGAGAACUUCAUCCCUGUGGAGGAUAAAACCAAAGUGAUGAACAGAGCUGUGUAUGAUGAGGAUGAGGACAUGUGGAAACUUAAGCCUCUUGCCAACAAAAACACCCAAACCAUGGCUAAACGACCAACCUCAGCCCUGGGAAACAGACGGCCAGUGUCUGAGUAUGCAAGAGUGGCAGCAGCCAUGGGAGGCAAUCCCAGAUUCAAGGGUGAAAACAUAUUAAUGGUUGAAUUAGACAUGCCUAAUCGCACCACACGGGAUUAUGAUGGACCACAAGUGGCACCACGGAUACAGGCGGCACUAGAUGCAGCCCUUCAGGAUGAGGCAGACAUUGAAAUAGAAGGACAGACUCCAUCGAUAUUUAGCACCAAAGCCAAGACCAGAAAAAGAGACGUGAAAAGUGCAAGACCUAGAACAGGAAAGAGAGAUGCUUCAAAAGAAUUUCCAUCUUCAAGAGGUCUUGUACCCAAGUAAACAUGACCACCUGAGGAGGAAUACCAUGUCUUUCUGUCUCCAUUAUUACAACUGGUAUGACUGCAAUGUAGCACUGGUAGUCAACCAUGCAGAUUUUUUAUCCUGUGAUAUCCUGACUGAUGAAUAAAUGUCCUAAAUUAAGUGUUUAGGAAAGUAAUAGCUGACAAAAUCUGUACUGCUACAGAUUACGGAGAACUAAUACUGUUUAAUAGCACUGUUUGUAGUUUUCACGAUCAUAUGUUUUGAUAUAUUUGGCCAUGGUUUAAAAAAAUGGUGAAAUAUAACCCACAGGGUUAGUUUGUGUUAGAGAAGGUGAAAAUUCAAUGUAGAGGUGAAUAAUUUGAUCCAGUAUGGCUACAGAUAUAUCAAAUAAUCUUUAAUUUGAAGUGCAGAUUCCAUGAACAUUUGAUGUUUUGCAAUAAAGUAACACUGCAUUUAUAUGUUAGGCAGGCAUCAAUUUAAUGCAUUAUUAUGUUAAUGUAGAGUUGUGUAAUUCACGAUAGUUUCCACCUGUAAUGAUUAGAAAUUUACUGAAAUGAUGUAAUAGUGUUCACUGCUGUUGUAAUCAGUCACACUUAAGGGGGUAUGCUACCUAAGAGUCUGACCUGCAUCUGUUUUCAAAUUAGCUGUUUGCUAUGAAAUAAGUGAAAGUUUUGUAAAGAUGAUGUAUGCUUGGUGGUAUAUAUCAUUGCUGGCUUUGCUGGAAAAGUAAAUUAUCCAACUUAUUUUCAAUAAGUUACCAAAUUGGUUACUCGGAGUAUAGGAUCAUUACAUACUUUAUAACAAGUUUAUUUUGCAUCACGCAAAUUUCACCAUUUUGUGUCCAAAUUUUAGCAUCAAAUUUUAGCUGUGUUGUAUUUUCGCCAUUUAAGAAAAAGAACUAAAACUAUUUAAUGAGACUUAACAUUUAAAAUUAGGUAGUUUAGUAUAUAAUUAUUCAUAGUGCAGUCUUAUGGCAAAAUUUCUGGAAAUUAGAUCCUGGCAUAAAAAAAGAAAACUGUUGUAUGGUAUAAUACAGAUCACAUAUAAAAUCAUCUAAGGCAGGUGAAAUACCUAUUUGUGGUUGUCAAGAGAAGGUAGAUUCAAGUUGUUUGAAGUGACUUGACAGUUUAAAUAAAUGAAUUAAAGUCUAUGGAAAAUGUAAGGAUAUAUCUUGGAGGUACGUUGAAGGAAAAAUUAACUGCGUACAGGGAUUCAUUGUGUUGUAACAAGUCAACAGAUUUUAAGUGAUCUGUGUAUUUAACCUGGAAGAAAUGUUGAUACUGCUUAUUGUAUUAUUGGUUGUGUUUGUUUAGGUGUACAACAAUGCAUUGUCUUAAAUUAAGACAAAUUCUGCUGGUGUUGUAUUUACACAGGUUCAAUUUGAAACAUCUCUGUUAUUACUGACUUCGAGAGUAUGACAGAUUUGUGAAUCAUCUUGGUGUAUUUUAUAGGGUGGAAAAGCUAGUAAAACAUCUGCUAGACCCAAGGGCUCCAAAAUCAUCACUUCUAUCAAUGGAUCGGUUUUCUACCUAUUAUUUCUUGGUAAACAGUCAAUUAAAUUCUUUGGGUGGUUCCCCUUAACAAAACCUGGAGUCCUGGGUUGGGGUAGACGUUUUACUGGAAUAGACCUAAACAAAACCUUGAGUCCUGGGUUGGGGUAGACGUUUUACUGGAAUAGACCUUAACAAAACCUGAAGUCCUGGACUGGGGUAGAUAUUUUACUGGAAUAGACCUUAACAAAACCUGGAGUCCUGGACUGGGCUAGAUAUUUUAUUGGAAUAGACCUUAACAAAACCUGGAGUCCUUGUGUAGGGUAGAUGUUUUAUUGAAAUAGACCUUAACAAAACCUGGAGUCCUUGUGUAGGGUAGAUGUUUUACUGAAAUAGACCUUAACAGUGUAUAAAUGAGAGAUAUAAGUACAAGAUGUUGUUAUGAGUUUGUAAGUGAUUACCAUUAGUGGUAACUAUUUUUAUAUCUAGCUACUCAGCUAUACAGGCUGACAUUACCAUGUUGUUUUUUUAAUACUGGCUUUUUGUGAUAAUCAUAAAGACAGGUACUGCAUUUUAUGGCUUUGAUAAGAAUACACCACCGUACUGUGUGUUUGAAUUGUGUGUUGAUAUUUUGUCACCUAGGGCAGCAUUUGUUUUUGGCUAGGCAUGUUAAUUGUUAUCAUACGCUAGAAACACUUGGCUUAAAACUUAGUGUUACAAUUGGUCCUUGAUUAUAUAUACACAGCAAUGAUCAACAUCUAUUCUAUAAGUACCUUAAAAGAUCUAUUUGCAAAAGAAGUAUUUCUCAACAAAUAUUUGAAGACAUUUCAAUUUUUUUCCCAUUUGAUUGAAGUUAUAAUGUUUCAUUAUACUGAACUGAUGUACAUUACUUUCCGAGUGUUGUAUAAAUUGCCUUGCUUUAAAAGAUUAAAUGACUCAUGACCCCACCAUUUGUGGAGGCAUGUAGUAUUACCCAAGUCUGCUCUGUUGUGUUUCAUUGUGUUCGAACUCAAUGUAAUACAUAGAGAACAUCUCUGAGCAGAUUUUCAUAGGAGAGGGGUGUUCAUGGCUUACUGAUAACAGUAGUAUGGCAUUUUUAUUCACAUGGCUCUCACUUAGUGAUGCCAACAUUGAAGUAUGUAUGCCAGCUAUUCUUAAUACAAAAGCAGCGGGCUAUCCUAUACACAACUAGUCUUGUCUGAAAGUAUUGAUUGUUGAAAUCCCUCUGAUUGAUCAUACAAGAUAUUUUAUUUCUGACUGUUUUGCUUCUUUAUUUCGAUCCUCUUUUUUUGUUUUCUUUUAAUAAGAAUUUCACAUCAUAAAAAACUUGACCAAGGGUUUGAGAAUUUUUUUUUUUUUUUGAAAUUCACUAAGUAGUUUUCUUGUUUUCAUGAACCUACUUCCAAAAUUGGGAAUAUCUUGAUAUUAAAUGUAUAGCUAUUGAAUAUGUUUGUGACAGCUGGUUGUGUGAGUUUUGUUUCUGUAUAAUGUCAAUAAGUUUGGAGAGGAUGUUUUCAGUGGGGAAAUUCAGGGUCAUUUAGAGGGGGGCUGCAUUAAAUAAUGAAUUAAAAUAACUUUUCACUGUACUUUCCUACUGAUAAUGGCUCCAGUAUACAUUCAAUGUAGAUCUUGUGACAUAAAAUGCUGUCUUCAUUUUGCAUAUCAAAACUUUUAUUAUGAGUGUGUCUUAAUAUUUUCCAGACAAAUCAUUUUUGUAGUGCUCAAAUAGUUAACAUUCCACAUGCUGACAAGUCAUGUACAUAGAUAUCCUAUUUAUUAAAGGAGGAAUAUUUAUUGAUGUAGUUUGUAUAACAGUCAUUUGUCAAACUUUUCUUAACUGUAGAAAUGAAAUUGCUAAUAAAAUGUUGAAUUUUGUUUGAAAAUAACCUUAUGACAGGUGUAAAUAACAUUAAUAAAAUACUAUUUGUAAGAAAGGCAGAAAAUCUGUAUGGUAGGCUUGUCAAAUUCAUAAUUUUUCCAACAUUAUGUAUUUAUAAACAUGAUUUCAAAAGACAGAUUUCUGACCUAGAUCAACACAGGUGGUUAGAAUGUAUGUGAUAACUUCUCAUUCAUACACCUUGCCACAAACUGAAAUGAUUUUAAUCGAAACACCUCCACCACAAAUUCUUUGAAAAAUUAUCUUGAUUUUGUAUUGUUUUGUAUGACAUGAGAAUUGUGGUGUUUAUAGAGACAAACCCAGGUAAAAAAAAGUCAUAAAGUGCAAAUCUUAUUGGUAUAAAUCACUCUAUAGAGGACAAUAGAUAAAUUGAAUUCCUCUGUAAGGAUAAUUUCUACUUUUUUUGUUCCCAUCAUUUGUGUUAUUAAUUUUUCAUUAAUUCAGUUUACUUUGAUUUCCGUCCAGUACGUUCCCCCUUUUUUUUAUUACAUUUAUGAAAAUAUUGGAUGUUUUUUUAUUCCUUACUAUCUUUUAUACACAAAUUCUGUGAUACUUUGUGUGUAUGGGAGAGCAGUAUGAUGGGCGUUCGAUGCAAUUUAUAUACACUGUAGUUAGCAGAGCAAUGUUGUGUCUGUAAAUUCAAAUAUUUCCUUAAGGCUGUAGGCUAUCUUCAAUACUUUAGAAUAUGUCUCCCCUUUUUAUUUAGUUAUUUCUUUUUUUCUUUGAGGAACAUUUAAAACAAUUUGUCCCAAUGGAAGAACAUUUAAAAUGAUUUGUCCCAAUGGAAGAACGUUUAAAACGAUUUAUCCCAAUGGAAGAACGUUUAAAACAUUUGUCCCAAUGGAAGAACGUUUAAAACGAUUUAUCCCAAUGGAAGAACGUUUAAAACAUUUGUCCCAAUGGAAGAACGUUUAAAACAUUUGUCCCAAUGGAAGAACGUUUAAACCGAUUUAUCCCAAUGGAAGAACGUUUAAAACGAUUUAUCCCAAUGGAAGAACGUUUAAAACGAUUUAUCCCAAUGGAAGAACGUUUAAAACGAUUUAUCCCAAUGGAAGAACGUUUAAAACAUUUGUCCCAAUGGAAGAACGUUUAAA